Messenger RNA from Lytechinus variegatus (green sea urchin), 3850 nucleotides. RefSeq lists its product as uncharacterized. The coding region runs from base 494 to 2323 and encodes 609 amino acids. The transcript has 3 exons. The record is from RefSeq and is a predicted model, not a curated record. NCBI's taxonomy places the organism in Eukaryota, Metazoa, Echinodermata, Echinoidea, Temnopleuroida, Toxopneustidae.
CUCAUUUCAAAGUCAUUCAUCAUCCAAACAGAUAAAAUACCCAGUUUGAAUUAGAAACCAUGAUAGUCGACUUCCUGAUUAGAUUCGAUAAAGUUGAUUCCGAAAUAGACUCGUCAGCUUUCUUAUGGUGUAUUAUGAAGACGCAACAUCGGACUACAGUCAUUCGGAGUCGGUCACUGCAACAUUUAUUGGUUCCAGGUUUAUAAGUUUACAUCUGUCUCAGAUAAAACGAAGGGAUUUAAGAGUUGGUCAAUGUGAAAUGCUUUACUGUUUUCGGUUACUGCGAAGGAAUUUCUUUGAACGGUCUACAUGGUCCAAAGAAACGAUAACUUUUGACCCGGUUAAACAAACCGAAGUGACUAAGGAGUUGGUCACUGCGAAAGUUACUAUUUCGACCUUUUUACGAGUUUCUUUACGAAUAAUACCUCCGAUUCGGUCGAAAAGAAAAGACACUAUUUUGUCCUGUCACAAUCUGUGCAAUUUAUAGUACAUAAUGGCUGAGCCAGAACCGGAAAUCAGCGUUGAGCCAGAAACCCAUGUUGAGCCUGAGCCUAACGUUGAGCCUGAACCCAACAUAGAGCCAGAACCCACCGCAGAGCCUGGAAUGUUUGGAGAGCCAGAACCCACCGCAGAGCCUGGAAUGUUUGGAGAGCCAGAAUCCAACACAGAGCCUGAAAUCUUUGGAGAGCCAGGUCCUGAUGUCAACGAUGAUGGACCAAAUGAUCAUCUCUUUGGUAACCAGACGCCAGAUGCAGAACCGCAGUAUGACUUUUCCAGCACCCUUGGAAUCUGGUGGGAUCUUCACUGCUAUGGACUAGGGACAAUCUUCUUGUUCAUUGCCAUCUUCGCUGUCAGAUCAACCAUCCUCAUGCUACGCAGAAAGCAGGGCAGAGUAUCCACCACCAAACCGUUCCUCCUGUUCGUCAACAUCCUAGUGGUGAUUCUUUGUCUGCUCAGGGCGCUCUAUCUCUUUGUAAAUCCCUACAAUGUGUCGGGAUUUUUUCCAGUGGUAGUCAACAAUAUUCUCUUCAAUAUCCCGUUCCCAUGUAUGACGACUUGCUUCGCGAUGAUCCUGUGGGUGUUUCGUGAAGUCGGACAGGUCAAACUGACUGUGCAAUCCCGCAGCAGGAGCUUGAGGGUGCUUUUGACCAUAGCCGCCACUCACCUAGGUUUGGUGAUCAUCGCCAGCGCAAUAAUCGAACUUACGCGGAAUGAGAUCUUGUUAAUUGUGAUGUGCCAUGGGUUCUUCGUCGUCUGGGAACUAUUUCUCUGCUGUUCUGCAAUCGUUUUGAUGUACAGAAUCAGCAAGGCGAUCAAGGAGACGGGGAAAACUCUGGUCAGUAUUUCAACAAGAGGACGUUCGCCAACUCACAAAGACAACAAGAAUGAUGAGAACAUGAACAAACGUAAAGUGGAAGAGUCAAUGGAUGGAAACUGUGACAAAUCGUCUUCUGAUCGAACUCUUGACAAUACUUAUGACAAAAUCAAAAUCAGCAAUACAAAACUUACAAAUCCAUAUAUUAGGCCUAUUGAUGAGAACCCCGAUGAAAAGCUUGAUUACAAAGUCAGUAAAGCCUCCCUUAAGCAACAGCUUGAUCCUGCUUUGUUGGAUGUCGGGACAAUGGAAGAAGUCACCAAAAAGACAAGCACUAACGGAAAUUGCGACUGCAUAAAUUCUCUUGCUUCCGGUCCUAGUAAACCUAUUCGGUCAACAGUGUUCGGCGCUGCAAGAAACUUCCUCUUUUCCCUCUCUCGAUGUGGCAGCAGCCGAGACAAGAUGGAAAUGAAUGACACCAAAGGACUCUCCGUCGUGUCAUCUGAAUCUUUUGCCACUUCAAAAGAUGGCGACUCCCUUAAAACUACGGAUCACCGACCAAGUAGUUCCAAUUGUGACUCCAAGAAUACAAUGGACAUGAAAAUACACCAGGACUCUGAUCACAAGCUGUCCUUCGACCAGAGACAGAGCAUCGAAACCAAGCAAACUGGACCUUCGGGACAACUAAAGCACCCUCAACGAGGCAACAGUCGUUCAGCUCAUUCUACCUCGACAGACAUGGGCAAGAGAGCGAGACUGACGAGGAAGGUCACCCGUAUCACUGUGGUUACUACUUUGACAAGUUGCAUCGCAGCCAUCCUCAACAUUUUCUUCGUCUUGUCUGUGUUUCCCGGUACCCACAUCUUGAAGAAUUCCGAAUAUUGGCUGUUUGUCUUCUAUAACUGCUUCAGGGUCACUGAGAUUGCUAUGGCUUGUGUCAUACUCUACUUUGUAGCUCAACCCAUGCCCAAAUCAAGGACACAGGCAAGAUCAACUGUGAAGAAAUAACUUGUAAAGGGGGUGUACACCUAACUGGUCCACGAACAGAAUUUUCGAGCAAAUCGCAUUAUGCUCAUUUUCUGGAAAUGUGAAUGAAAAAGUAUCUCUUUACUAGAAGUUCAAAUUAACUGAAAGAAUAUUAAUAUAACAAUUUUGGAUUAUUGCAAGCCUCUAUUUGGAGUAAAGACCAAAUUUAUAUAGUUUGUAAGAUUGCUAUGACGUCAUUACGACUAGAUAUUAUUUGGUUUUUUUUAUGAUAAUGAUAGCAUAGUCACAGAUUUGAGCAAAGCUAUUUGUACGAUGAUUUAGAAUAUUACACAAUAUGAUAUUCCGUGUCUUGAUAUGAGCAUCAAAUGACGUUCUAUUCCAAACUCGGCAUUUGCAGACCGAUCGUAAGGUGUGCAGUGGCCUUGAGAUACAUUUCCCAACGUGUCAUUAACAUAAUAUGGAACUACUAUUCAUCUCCAGAAGACGUCAUCACUAUCACCUAUAGAUAGUUCGUCAGUUGCACUUUAAACAAAAAAAAUGUACCCAUAAGCAUAUAUAUUAAUAGGUGGGAACAAUCAUGUUACGAAAUAUGUAAAAGAUAAAAAUAAUACAUUUUUUCUUUCUUUCCUUCAGCAAACAGGCGUGUUUAUGUUUUACUAACCCGAUAAAGGGCCAAUUUUUACUCAUAAUGUUUUGAGAGCGAAUGUGAAAUCUCAGUUUGCAAAAUCUACUUUCUUAAGUUGUAAUAUUUUAUGUUUGUAGUCACUGGGACGGACUACAGAAGCUACAGGUAUAGGUACCACAUAUGUACCUCACUAUUACUCCGGAAACGAGAUGCUGAUUAUCUUGAACAUUAUUUUGGUCCGCACGCUGCCGACGGUAUACUUCGAUAAUAACAUCAAAUAAGAUAUUCUGUCAGUCAGUCGCUCCCUCCGCCUCUGGUCAUGCUGGUGGUAUAUUACAGAAUAGUUUCCGUCCGGACCUUAAGUGGUGAAAAAUACUAAAUCAUAUUCUGCUGUUUAAAAUAAUAUGAUCGAGAGAUAUCUUCAUUCGCUACCGUCGCUCGUAUGAUACUAUGUUGUAGAUGUAGUAUAUUUUUAAAUCAACAUGAUUCAGAGAGCCUGUUCAAGGAAUAGUAUUAGGUCUAAUUGUGUAUUUUGAUGAUAAUCACAUUAUGAUGGUUUUAGAAAGCAAACAAAUUAGAAUAUGCAGGGAUAGUGUAUUUCGAUGAUGAAACCAUCCUUCCUUCCUGAAAAGAUUAUUUGUCCUCAGUCUUCAAUCGCUUUGAUCACUAUUGUACGACCUACAUGCACCCUAUACGAUGAUUUUGGAAAGCGAAGAAUCUAUACCUGGUGAGGUAUAAAAUCCCCUCUCUGGUAACAACAAACACAAUAAUAAUAAUAACUCUAUAGUAAUGAUAAUAAUUAGUUUACUAAUUAAUACUUAGUAAAUUAAUGGUUAAUCUAUUGAUAAAGUAAUUUAUUGAUUUAUUGAUAACUGGAUUGAUAAAAUUAAUGGAUAAAUAAAGAAAUAAAUGGACAAAUAGAA